AUGCUGACUUCAAUUAACAGAUCUCUAGUGCUUGUUGAAGGGCUUCACAGGCGUAAGCCGUUUAAAAUUGCGGGCCCAUUGCUUCUUAAAAGAUUUGCAUUUCCUCAAAUCCUGAAAAUUUUUACAGACAUGACCGAAGACGAUCUUCUAAACUUCAACUAUCCAAUACAGCCGCAGGCACAAAUACAAAUGGAAAACAAAAUCAAACAAGAACUAAGGUCUCUUUCUCUGAACACUUUCGUACCGAGAGAGAUUGAAAGAUACACAGACAAGUAUCUUUCGGCUAUUUCUAGACAGGAUAUUCAAAAAACCAUAAAUAUCGAAAUCAUGAGUCCAGAACUUCAGAGGAGUCGCGAAACAUGCCCAGGAAUAGAUACAAAUGUAAUUUUUAAUGAUAUGGGUGAUGAGGACAACAACAAUGAUGGCGUUUGCAAUGAUAGCUCUGAGCACGGUAGUUUAGAGACAGGAAAUGAUUAUGAGCACAAUUACUACGAAGAGGAUGAAUUGGCUGAUGAAAAUAAUAAAAACGAAGAGGUGCUUUAG
Messenger RNA from Vittaforma corneae ATCC 50505, 543 nucleotides. RefSeq lists its product as uncharacterized. NCBI's taxonomy places the organism in Eukaryota, Fungi, Microsporidia, Nosematidae. The record is from RefSeq and is a predicted model, not a curated record. The coding region runs from base 1 to 543 and encodes 180 amino acids. The transcript has a single exon.